Molecule: messenger RNA, 1053 nt
Organism: Mycena indigotica
Lineage: Eukaryota; Fungi; Basidiomycota; Agaricomycetes; Agaricales; Mycenaceae
Product: Alcohol dehydrogenase superfamily protein
Exons: 7
Coding region: 1-1053 (350 amino acids)
Molecular function (GO): oxidoreductase activity
Source: RefSeq, a predicted model, not a curated record
AUGUCUAUUCCCCAGACGGCGCGCCAAUACGAGGUCCAUGCUGCUGGCUCCGUUGAAGGACUAAAGCUUGUGGACGUACAGGUUCCAAAACCCAAAUCUACGGAGGUCCUGGUGAAAAUCAGGGCUGUCUCUCUGCAAUAUCGUGAUCUUCUCGUCGUCAACGGCGCGUACCCCGCUCCUGUCCUGGACAACGUAGUGCCGGGCAGCGACAUGGCAGGCGACGUCGUGUCUGUCGGCGAAGACGUGGCAGAGUGGGCAGUCGGCGACCGUGUGAUGGCGAACUUCUACCCCGAUCUACUUCAUGAGGAUGCCAUGAGUCCAGAGAUUAUAGGCAACACCCUUGGGGCGGCUGUCAAUGGUGUUUUGGCGGAGUAUCGAGUAUUCCCUGCACAUGGCCUGGUCGCUAUUCCUGACCAUCUGUCCUACGAAGAAGCGUCUACACUCCCGUGUGCGGCACUGACCGCGUAUAAUGCGCUCAUCGAUGGCUUCGAGCAGGUCAAGGCGGGUGAUACGCUGCUGAUACAAGGGACGGGCGGAGUAUCCAUAUUCGGGCUGCAAUUUGCCGUUGCUUCAGGUGCAACAACCAUCGUCAUAUCCUCCUCCGACGCAAAGCUCGCUGUGGCCACGAAACUCGGCGCACGGCACACCAUAAACUAUGCCACGACGCCCGACUGGGACGCAGAAGUGCUCCGGCUGACCAACGGCCGCGGCGUUGACCGUGUUUUGGAGGUCGUCGGCAACUCAUCGCUCCGCAAAUCGAUUGCAGCCACCAGGCUCGGGGGAAGUAUAGAUAUUCUCGGCUUUCUGGGCGGACUGGACACUGAGGCAGCCGUUGAUAUCAUCGGCCCGAGCAUUUGGAAGCAACUGAAGAUACGCGGGCUCAGCGUAGGUAGCGUUGCACAGCUCAAAGCAAUGACCCGCCUGAUGGCCGCCAACACCGAGACUACGCGGCCAGUGGUCGAUAAAGUCUUUGCAUGGGCGGCGGCGCGGGAUGCGUUCGCGUAUAUGCAGGCACAGAAUCACGUCGGCAAGGUGGUUGUUCGGGUCGCCUAA